GUUCGAGAUUUUAUCACGACGCAGACAGUGUCUAGUGUUUUUUCUUUAUAAUAUGUCUAAUGAAUUGGACAAAGUGAUCAAACACACUAAUUAAAUUCUACCGAAUAAGACCGUACUCUAGUCCUCUAGCAUAUACUCGGGUAGUAAUGGUGUGAACAGUUUUUUUUGCAAGAAGUGACGGCGCCAGAAUGUCUGACGAACCUGAAGCUAGGAUGUGGGACGAGGGCAGCUCCAGAUAUGACUCGGGAGACCACGGAGUAUAUUUCGAAUCAGCCUUUGCUUCUUCUGAGCACUUGGACAGAGCGCCUUUGCUCUCCGAGGAGACGUACACAGACAUCCCGGUGGGGCGGAGCCCUACUGCCACCCACUGCCAUUGGAAGUCUCAUUCGGAGCCCCGAAGCGCCGUCAGACAACUACUACUAGCGCUCGUACUAUGUGGACUGUUCAUGAUAGCAGAAGUGAUCGGGGGGUUCCUAGCGGGCAGCCUCUCCGUAAUGUGCGACGCGGCCCACAUGCUGAGCGACUGCGGGGGCUUCGCCCUUGCUCUGCUCGCCUUCCACUGCGCCAAGCGGCAGCCAGACUUAACCAUGUCCUAUGGGUAUAAGCGAGCCGAGGUCCUCGGCGCCAUGGUGUCCGUCCUCCUAAUAUGGAUACUAACCGGCAUCUUCGUGUAUGUGGCCGCCAUCCGGAUACACUCGCGCGACUUCGAUAUAGAGCCGGACGCCAUGAUGGUCGUGUCCGGGUGCGGAGUCAUCUUUAACAUCAUACUAGCUGUCGUGCUCCAUGGAUGCUCCGGUAUCGCGCACCACCACACGCACGGCGGCGCGGCGUGCACACACGGCCACACGCACGCACACACGCCCCGCUCGCGCUUCGGUGUGUUUCGUCGCGACAAGCAGAACGGCGCCAUAGCCAAUGGAGACUACUCCGUUAACGGCGAUUAUUCUAUGAAGGAGUUGGGAGAGACGCGGGUGGAAGGGGGCGGCGACAGGAACAUAAAUCUGCGAGCAGCCCUCAUCCACGUGCUCGGCGACUUGAUCCAGAGUUGCGGGGUCCUGUUAGCUUCGGUGCUCAUCAAGUUUUACCCGGAAGCGAAGAUAGUGGACCCGAUCUGCACGUUCGUGUUCUCCGUGCUGGUGCUGCUGACGUCGGCGCGCGUCGUGCGCGACGCGCUGGCGAUGCUGAUGCAGGCCGUGCCUAGGGACUUCCGGUACCGCGAGUUCGUGCAGGCCCUGUCUGCUAUCAGCGGCGUGCGGCACGUGCACUCCGUGCACGCGUGGGCGCUCUCCACGCACCACGUCGUCGUGUCGGCACACGUCGCUAUAGAUGAGCUGACAGACUCCGAAGCGGUGCUGCACGCGUGUCAACAGCUGGCACAGGAGUACAACGCUAGGGCUGGGACGUUCCAGGUGGAGCGUUAUUCGAGCGCGAUGCCGACGUGCGUCGACUGCAGGCAGCCCGGACACGUGCCAUGACAUCUGACUACCCUCACACACUAGCCCAGUCAGGAAUCAACGGACAGCUCAAGUACUGAAAGACCUGAAGUAUAAAUGGCAUAGAAACGUAGGAUAAGUAUUAAAAUUUUGCCAAUAGUAUGGACAAUUAGCAAAUUCGCAAAAAUGGCGCUGGCGUCGCAUGAUAUAUAUAUUUAAUUGACAUGAAAAUAAUAUAAACAAGACGAAAAUGUUAUAAUAAUUACAUAAUUAUAAGUAUUGUUAUGAUUUAAGUUAUUUUUGUAUGUAAAAGUUUCAUAGGAUUUUUAAAUUAGUUCACCAAUUUGCUGGUAGAUGGCGCUAAAAUGCAAGAUAGAUCGCGCUGUUAAGAUUUUUCCCGAGUUGAUGGGGUCGCCGCCAUACUAGUUUAUCGUUACUCUGGUUUCCCUUCAAAACGCAUAAAUCUUUCGCCUUUUACUAAAGAUUUCCGUGGAGGGGAACACUCAAAUGAGUCUUACUCUAUUUUUUGAUGCCUUGCUUUUAGCAGGGCUUAUUAAUUUGUAUAAAAUUACAUGUUAGUAUUUCCAUUGAGUACGAUACGAAAAUCAUAUAUCUAUAAUAUUUUAGAGGAACCGGGGGACGGUAUCGUCUUGGGUCGUCCCAUUCGUUUUUCGUCAAGUUCUUAAAUUAAUCCUAUUCUGCUUUCGUCAGCCAUUCUACAUUCGUCACAAUCGUCGAUGGCUUUCAAUGUAGAAUGAGUGACGAAAGCAGAAUAGGACUAAUUUAAGAACUUGACGAAAAACGAAUGGGACGAUACCAGCGGGACGAGGUUUAUUUCGUUUCGCGUGCAAACUAUUCCACCUAUCCAAUUUAUUUGUCCAAUGUGUAUUGCGUCUCUCAUUUUGCUUUUAUGAGAGAGUGAGAGACACUGACAUUGGACGGGUGGAAUACCACCCUCGCACGCGUUUUAUUUUUCCAUAGAAUGUAGCAUUAUAACAUUUUAUCGUCACAAUUUCUUUAGCAUAAUAAUUUGAUCUCAAAUUAGUAUCUAAUCGUGUUAUAUCACAGAUGGCGGUGGCUCUAACCCUAGUUACCUAUUAUAAGUCUAGUGCCAACUUUAUAGUUCGUUUUUUUAGCAUUAGAAAUAAUGUAAACAAUCUUGAUGUGUCUUUUAAUUGAAAAACACAUUUUAAAAAUAAGUUACGGCAAAUAUGUAACAAUUAUGAAUCUAAUACGAUCAUUUAUAUUCUUCUGCUUUCAUAAGUAAUAGUUUUUGAAUUUUAAAACGCGUUUUUCAAUAAAAGACAUGUCAAGAUCGCUUACCUUAUUGCAAGUUCUUUCUAAUGCUAAAAAAAACUAACUUUAGGGCUCAAUUUAGAUGCAUUUUUGAUAAUCAUUGUCAAUGACUACCCAAAGUGCCAAAAGUGAGUUUCCAUUUCAUUUCUUGGAACAUCUGAGGAGUACAGUAGACGCUCGCGAAUCCGGAACGCCUAGUAAUCCGACAAUAGGGAAUAUUACGCAGAACUCUGUGUAGGGGGCGCCACUACCACUAUCCAUCACAAUCUGGGGGUCUACCGCGAAACAAGAAAUCGAUAUUUUUUAUCUAACCUUUCUAUCACUCUUGCAUAUGCGAGCGAUAAAGAGACAUAUCGGGGGGCACGGCAGUGCCCCCGCCAAGUCGAGCGCGAAGCAAACACUGCCGUACCAUCCUUUACUGGAACCAUUUCGCCGCAUUUUCAGGCCCCUAUUUGAGAACCUCUGGAUAAGACCAGAACGCAGAAAUUUUGGUCAUCCAGUAAGCUAUAAUCACAUACUUAAAAUCCAAACUUUCAAGUCUGUAGGUCAUUUAGUUCCGAAGUUAAGCGAAAGCAAAGUUUCGCAUUUAUGAAACUCACUCAUGAUCAUCAGAAUAGAACUAGUACUUCCCAUAAACUCAGAGAGCUGAAAUUUGGUACAGAGUUAGGGUUUAAUGGCCACAUAAAGGGAAAACCUAAAAAUAUUGCAAUAUCAGUCACGUUUUAAAGAUCUAAGAACUGCAUAAGUAAGUUUGUAAUCCCAUAUAAAUAUAUGAUAUUACAAAGUUACUGUUGCAGUUCCUACAAAUAGUAGGUAAAGUAAAGGUACACUACGAUGUACGAUGUGAGUAUCAAUGAAGAUAUGUUUAGUUAUGAUAUGUGUAUACAUAGUAUGGGUAUGAGUACCCGAAAAGAAGGACUGCCUACAAAAAGAGAUGAGAUCCCAUCAAAAACAUUACAUGUAAAAAGGUGCAAGUCUCGCAACACUUUUACUACAAAAAAGUUUUGAGAUGUAAUGUGAAACCAAGUCGGUUAUUUUAAUCAGUGCCAGGAGGUUUCUACAAAAAGAAGUGAAAUCCCACCAAAAACAUUCUGUAAAAAACUAGCCAAGUCUCGAUGGAGCUGCUUGUUUAUCUCUAAAAAGUAAUGAAAUCUAGACAAAGUCGUGCCAAGUCUAAGGUUCCUUACUGCGAUUUCUUUAUUAUUAUAGUUAAUGUUGUGUGACUUGGCCGUUGAAGGGUACACAAGGGUACAAAACCAGGUGCUCCAUGACACCAUUGCACCAAUCUGUCGCCAGAACCGCUACCCAUUGACGAUGGAAAAUUGCCACUUGGAAAACGUUGAUUCAAUAACCCAGUCAAUUGUAGGCUUGAUAAAGCUGCGUAUUUCAAUAAUACUUAUGUAUGGGCGAGCCUGAAAAACACUUCUUUUUGGUGCAAUGGCAGAUUGGUGCAAUGGUGUCAUGGAGCACCUGGUUUUGUACCCUUGUGUACCCUUCAACGGCCAAGUCACACAACAUUAACUAUAAUAAUAAAGAAAUCGCAGUAAGGAACCUUAGACUUGGCACGACUUUGUCUAGAUUUCAUUACUUUUUAGAGAUAAACAAGCAGCUCCAUCGAGACUUGGCUAGUUUUUUACAGAAUGUUUUUGGUGGUAACUAUAUUUCGAUUUUCCCGUUUCCCGGUAGGCCCUUGUUAACAAAUCGCCUUGAUGCAUCAAUGUCAUAUUUUAUUGUCUGUGAAAACUUGCCAAAAACAGUUUAAGGCACAGUAUGAAUAAGUUUCUCUAUGGUUUACUAGCUAGCUUAGUGCUGCACUCUGGCGGCAGAACAUUGCAGUUACAUUACAACCUCCCCCCCCUAUUAUCCCCUAUUAGUGACCCUGCUCUAUAUUCCGGCAGUUUACACAGCCGAACACGCUUACAGUGCGGUUGCUUUUGAUAUUUAGAAUGGGGUUGGCCGGUGGAAGUUUUUAGCAGAUGGCGCCAUCAUAGCUUGCCCCGUCAAUCCCUAGAAUUAUGUCAAAUUUUUGUUUUUUUUUAUACCCAGCCCUUUAACCCCUGGAGCGCCCCAGAAUUACCGUAGUAUGGAACUCCUAUACUAGUUACCAGCACACGUGUCUGUGUAGGGCGCUCCACGGGUUAAGCCAAAUCUCAUAGAAAAAGGGGCGAGCUAUAAUGGCGCCAUCUAUGCAAACCUUUGACAGUUGCCAACCCCAUUUAUUUUCUAUAAUGCCCGCUCCACACUCGCGUUCGCGGCUUCGCGCACGAGUAUAUAGCGGGCUGAUAGAGAUUUUAUUUCCUAUAUAAAUUAAAUAUCCCGGCAGUUCUAACUAUCGGGAAUAGAAGGAAAAUUUCAGGUCCGGACAGGCGUGGCUCACUCCGCGAUUUCGUCGCUUUGCUACAGGUAGCUAAAAGUACAUCCGUUCGGCCCCAAUUUGAGGGUUUGCCAUAAGCCGCGCGUGGCGCUGUCGCCACCUAGCGGCCAUAUCUGUGCUGAUCGUAACAGACGCGUUUUGUUAGAGAGUGAGUCUUCUGUACUUAGUACUAUUAUUUAUUCUGUGGUCCGGAUUACCGAGCGCGUACUGUAGUCCCAAGAGAAAGUGACAAGAAAAUAAUUACCAGCAUAAGUUAUGUAAGCAUGUGACAUUUCCAAGCAAGGUUCAAAUAUCUGCAAAAGUCCAUACUCACUUUCAUUCAUAGAAGAAAGAGAAUUCAUUCAUAGAGUUUGUACAUUGUUGGUUAUAGACACGGACUAUUUGUGACGUUAUCUAUGAACCUUGACUAUUUGGGACCUUAUAGUCGAUGGCGCUUACGCCGCACAGCGUCGCGCGGCAUUGUAUUUAUAUCGGAGCAUCGUUAAUAAUGGCGUAAGCGCUAUCGACAAUAAGGUCCCUUUUAAUAGAUAACGUCACAUAUUUUGUUCGACAAGAGAUAUAAGCGUAAUAUAUAUUAAAGUAAGGUAUGUACAUUUGUUGAUUUAAAAGCGUUCUCAAACUUAAAAUAAAUUAUGAUAUAAGAUACAAGUGUAUAGACAAGGACUACAAGUAUUAAUAUAUUUUUCACAAUAAAUAAUUUUGUAUUUCACUUAUUUUGACGUUGAAAAACCUAAUAUUUCUUAACUUUGUAACCAACAAGUUUGUUUUAUCCAUCAAUAAUUAUGUAUUUUGUCGAAAACAAAAUAAGAUAAAAAAUAGGAAACUAUUUACUUCGUAAAUUUGUAAGUUUCAUCUUUAACGAAUAAUAUUACUUAAAUAUCCGUACUAAAUAAGAAUAUAAUGAGCUUCUUGUAAGAUAACCUGGAAUAUAAUCGUAGAAAUAAAUAGAUGUAUUAGAUUCUAGAUGGCGUUAGUGAUAUCGAGAAAUGAUACAAUUUUAGUUAUUUAGAAUGUUAAAUGUUGAUUUUCGAUUGUGUGUGUAUUCAUUUACAAAUAAAUAUGAUGAUUUUGGUACAAAUAUUAAUAUAAUAUUCACUUUAUUUAUUUUUCGUCUUAGGUUAGGUAUUUUUAUAAUAUGAAUAUAAAAGUAAAAUAUUAUAUUAAUAUAAUAUUAUUAUUAUUCAGGUCAUCAACAGUUUCAUUUCAUAUUACUGCGACUUUCUCAAGACUACUAGCGCCAUCUGGUUUCGUGUUAGUUAACUAAAUAUUAAAUACAUUUUAUUUAUUUUACCGACUCUAUAUUGACGUGGUAAUUUUAUCGAACUUGAUAUAGCGUCGAUAAAAUAUAUACUAUUGAUUUGUGCUACUUUGAAAAGGGCUAGUAACGAAAUGUAUUAGAAUUUUCAGUACUUUAGUAUUUAGAUCACUAGUUAAAUAAUGCAAUUGUAAUAUUUUUGUAUAUUCGUAGUCCGCCCUUAUGGUGUUGGGUAUUGUCCAAUUUUGUUGUCCAAUGUCAUUGGGUCUCACUCUCUAAUUAAACAAAAUGUGAGACGCAACACACAAUAAGGACAGUAAUGACAGUAUUUUGACAAUUAUUGGAAUUUUAUGCUCAAAUAGCUAAUGUAUAUAUAUAUAUAUAUAUAUAUAUGUGUAAAAGUAGAUGUUGUAGUGUAGAUAUUUUGUAUCCGUGAGUUUUGGUGCAUGCCCGUUAUAAAUAUAAUUAAUGAGGACUGUUUUUAAAAGGAAUUACUUGUGGUAAAUAAAGAACGCGUAGCACAAGUAAUUUCGUACAUUGAACCGCCUGUUUCUAUCUCUGUCUCUAGCGCCUAAUUAUAUUGCUAUCCCACUCGCACAGUGCCAUUGAUCGCCACAGAGUCGCUUUUGCUUUUGUAAAAUUUUCGAACAACGCACAUUCAACUCUAUUUCCUACACCGUAGGUUCAAAUUUCUGUGGCAAAUUUUUAAUUUUUCAUUUGUAUGGCUGGGCCUUAGGAGGUUAUAUGGCGCCAUCUACAACAAUGAUGCGGCGUUGUAGGGCGAUUGUCACUCUUAUAUACUUGUUUUUCUCUGGAAGUAAGACCUUUUAAAAAUCUAUCCUCAAAUAGGUAAGUUUUGCAAAGUUAAUUUAAAAAAAAGUUGGUAGAGGUAGUCUAAGAAAGAUAAGUGCUUUGAAUUUGUCAGCUGAUGUAGAUGUCGCUGUCCGGCUCCGUACAUUAUGGCAGUAGUGUUGGCUGUCAAAAUCUCAGUUACAGCAGGCGUGGCUCACUCCGCGAUUUCGUCGCUUUGCUACAGGUAGCUAAAAGUACAUCCGUACGGCCCCAAUUUUGGGGUUUGCCAUAAGCCGCGCGUGGCGCUGUCGCCACCUAGCGGCCGUAUCUGCGCUGAUGGUAACAGACGCGUUUUGUUAGAGUGAGUCUUCUGUACUUAGUACUAUUAUUUAUUCUGUGGUUACAGCAAAACAUGGUGCGGUACAGCGCCAUCUGUUGGACUCUCAACCUUGAGGUACGAUUUUUUCUUAGACUAUAUACCUCUGCUAAAAUUAAUAACUCUUUGGUUUAGCAAUAUAGGAGUUUUUGUAGCGCUCUGUUUUUGACAAGUUUUCUCUGGUUUUAGUUAAAUGAUGUUGACGUAUAUUUAAAUUUCAAAUAAUAUAUGCAGUUUUGAAAUAUGGUCUAAGAUUCUGCUAGUUGCUAGUCGAUAUCUUACAAUAAACACAUACCCCCUUAUUCAUAAACGUUUACUAAAGUUGACAAGCCGAUAAUAAUCGUUUGUCCCUUUCCAUCAUACCAAUACGCCAUAAGUAGGUAUUUACUUCUGACGACUUCAACCUUAACAGAUACGAAUGGACAAAAUAUAUAACUCGUUGAAAUGUUUUAAUAGGUAGUAUAAGCUAGUAACUAAACUAUACUGGAUCAAGCAGAUCUUGUCUAUAGAAAAAGGCGGCAAAUUUGUAAAAUGUAGGCCCCAAGGGAUAUCGUCCCAUAGAAAAUUUGAAUUUCGCGCCUUUUUCUACUGACAAGAUUUGCUUGACCAUUUAUAUAUUUCAACCACCAAUGUGAAAACAAAUUCUCUAAAAUUCAUUCACAGAAAUGACUGUGUCGUUCCUUAAACUAGGGACUUUAGUGUGUGUCAUGCUUAUUAUUCACUAGCGACCCGCCCCGGCUUCGGGUUACACAAAACCAUAACAAAUUAUACACCUAAACCUUCAAUCGCUCAACCGCAUGAAAAUCAGUUCAGUAGUUUUUGAGUUUAUGACGCGGCGGGGGACUUUGUUUUAUAAGGUGUAGUGAUUCAUCAUUAUCAUCAUCAUCAUCUCAGCCAUAAGACGUCCACUGCUGAUGAACAUAGGCCUUCCCCUUGGAUCUCCAUACGUGCCGGUUGGAAGCGACCCGCAUCCAGCGUCUUCCGACGACCUUAACAAGGUCGUCUGUCCAUCUUGUGGGUGGACGUCCUACGCUGCGCUUGCUAGUCCGUGGACUCCACUCGAGCACUUUUCGACGUGUAGUGAUUAGGUACGAGUAAUAUUAGACGCUUUGUAUUAGUGUAGUCGCUCUGGGGUCCCUUUUCAUAAGGAAAGACACAAGUAAGGGUCUAGAUUAAAAUUGGAGCUAUAUUUUAACUAAAAUCUAAAAACAGCGUAGCCGAUGACACGGGAAAACCGUAUGUAGCGAAAAGCGCCUAUGAACAGAAUUCGCCUAGCGGGUCGCUGGCAGUGUAUGUGUUACAUACUUAUUAUACUCUGUAUCUAUAGGUAUUUAAAUAAAAAACAAACUAAAAUCUACCCUUAAAUGGUUCCUUAACCCCUCGUAUGCGGCCUGUCAAAUAUAAUCAUUGUGACAUUGACAUUUAAAACAAUAGAUUUAAAUUCACACGCACGGAUCCGUGUCUAAGCAUACGCGGCGUUAAGCCAGUUGAGGGUAGAUGAAAACAUUACACGAUCAAAUAAUGUAGGUUAAAGUCAGGUCGUUCAGUGACGAAUCUAGGCGGUUUUGUAAUUGGUCGGUUAGAAAAAAAAAAUUAUAACUUCCCGAAAAUGUACCAAUUGUUUGUUUACUUUUAUUUAAAUACCUAAAGAUACAGACAUUACAGACUAUAUGGUUUGGAGUUACAUUGUUUUCAAUUUCCAACAUGAAUUUUAGAAUGCCGUAGCAUGUAGACCCUGUUUUCUGUGAUUUGAUCGCGUACAGUACAGUCAACCAAAUUUAAAAACAGACUAUAAUUGCGAAUGACUGUACCCCGAACUCGAGUUGCCAAAAUGUAACCAAAAAAAUGUAUUUUUAUAAAUGAUUUUGUGGAUAAAAAUAUAUGUAUUGAGAUGAGCGUUGAUUUAAUUUAUAA
Molecule: messenger RNA, 9440 nt
Organism: Cydia fagiglandana
Lineage: Eukaryota; Metazoa; Arthropoda; Insecta; Lepidoptera; Tortricidae
Product: proton-coupled zinc antiporter SLC30A2-like
Exons: 12
Coding region: 189-1475 (428 amino acids)
Biological process (GO): zinc ion transmembrane transport; response to zinc ion
Cellular component (GO): plasma membrane
Molecular function (GO): zinc ion transmembrane transporter activity
Source: RefSeq, a predicted model, not a curated record